This is a messenger RNA of Bursaphelenchus xylophilus (pine wood nematode), 1663 nucleotides long. The record is from the annotation of a GenBank genome assembly. Lineage: Eukaryota; Metazoa; Nematoda; Chromadorea; Rhabditida; Aphelenchoididae.
AUGAAUUAUUCCCGAGAUUGGGAUAAGAUGAGAUCAGAGCCCUUUUUCACUAACAGAGAAUUUGCAUACGACGCUUUCAAGUAUUGGUAUGCGGUAUUUGGAGGCCUCAACUUUUUGCUAAAUAUGUAUUUUGUAAUUCGAAUUUUCAAAACAACCAUCUUGCAUAUCAAUUUCAGGAUUUCAGUGGUGAGUUUAUUGCUUGUUCAAAAAUUUUCAUAAUUCAUCAGUUAAUAAAUAGCUUAAUCUUCAGUGUAACACAGUGAUCUCGUUGGAAUUUAUGCAUAUAACUUUAAUGGCGGGAACCUACUACAACGACCUUACCAUUCAUUUGGAGAAUCGGUUUUAUGUAAAUAUUGGGUGCGCUUUCCUCGCCUUACUAAAUAAUAUUGCCUCAGCCAGUGGUGCUAUUAGUAUGUUUAUGCUCGCGUUAGAGCGACAACUCGCUCAUAGAUGGGUCAAUGUCUACGAAGACAAACCGCGAACUCUGGGAUGUGCCUUAGGCAUGCUUGUGGUAAGUAAGAUCGUCAAAGAGUUAUUAGGCAGUUUUAGGUGAUACAAAGCACAACUAUUGGGCUGGUGGCAUGGUACUUCUUUUUAUUUUAUUUGGAAGAUUUCGAUGUCCACGCAUCAAGGAUCAGUUGUAUUCCAACGCAUUUGCAUUGGGAGUGGGAGGUGGGAGGAUUCGUGUUGGCGACUGGGUCUUGUUUGUUGGGGGCUGUGGUAAGCAAAAGCCUUUGUCAGUUGUACUUAUUUACAAGGGAAUACACAUAUUUCUUAAAAUUUAGCCAUGUGCUUUAUAGCGAAUUUGAGAAAUUGAUUGAAAUGAGGCGAAAAAAAAGAUUGACAAUAGAAAAACUGCAUGUUUUGCUGACGUUUAUGUCCAUUUCCUUCGAAUAAUUGCAUAUUGUCACCUUAUUCUUCCCACAGUUCUUUCCAAACGCUAAUUAAUGGUCUGGAAAGCCUUGAAUCCGAUUUUGAAGUCUUGGCUAAUUUUAACCUGCCCUAAUUUACGCUACAAUCGUGCUUUAGCGCUAACUCUAAAGUCUUAUGAUUCGGUUGAAGGCUGAUCUUCAGGACCUUUUUUUAGUGGUUCUGUGCACUCAAACGGAACACAAGCCGAGAUCGUCGGGAUCGUCUAAGUCUGAGGAGUCUCAGCGCUCGCUAUCAAGCCACUGAGAACUCGUACACCACAGCCUCGAUCGCCCCUUCCAUGGUCAUGUACACAUUUGGAGCGAUUCUAGGGAUGGCGGUCGGAUUUUAUCGAGGUCAUUUGGUCGGUAUUUACGGGGAAAAUACAAUCAUGUCAAAGUUUCUGGGAGACGUAAGUUGUUUAAUUAUAAUGUGAGCUUAUGACAUGUGGGAUAAACACAUGCUAUUAUGACCGAAAUAGAACAAGGCACAGUGUUUUCUUGAUGACAUAACACCUUUUUUUAAAUAGCGAUUACUCAAAAUUCAUUUUUUUAAGAUUGGAUUUCUGUUUGUGGAUAUAUACGCGCUCUGUCAUUUACUGUGCAUUUUGUGUUACAAUCCGAUGAUUCGGAAUGCCAUUAAAAAAGAUUUCGAUAAAUUAAUUUGCAAUGGAGGGACUCGGACUGCGGCCAAGACUGACUACACACAUGAAACGGAAAUUUAUUUUGAACAGAUCAAGGAUGCCUGGGCAUAA